AAUUUUCCCCUGAGCAUUACAUUAGCUACAUCCCACAAAUUUUGAUAUAUUGUGUUUUCAUUCAGUACAAAAUGCUUUCGAAAUUCAUCUUUUGUUCCUUUGACUCAUGAGCUUCUUAAAAAUCAGUUAGUUUCUAAAUAUUUAGAAGUUUUCCAGGUAUCUUUCUAUUGUUGACUGUAAAUUUAAUUCCCUUUCAGUUAGAUAACAUACCUUUUAUUUUAAAUUUAUUGAUAUUAUUUUAUGGACCAAAAUGUGUUGGUAAAUGUUCUUUUGUGCAACUGGACAAAAUAUGUACUCUGCUUGUAUUGGGUAGGAUGUCAUAUAAAUGUCAGUUUAGUCAGUUGGUUGAUAAUAGUUUAACUCUUCUAAAUCAUAACUAAUUCUACUUAUUCAGUUAUAUGAGAUGAUGGCUGUUCAUUAAACCUAUUGUGGCCAUUUUAAGAUGUAUGUAAGUCAAACCAUAUGCUACACACCUUCAAAUAAUACAGUGCUAGAUAUUAGUGAACAAAAAUAAUGUUUUUGUCCACUAAUUCUAUAACCUGUGUCAUUUCGGGAUCUGUUUCUAAUUUUUUAUUUUUCUCCUCAAGGACUGCUUCCUUCCAAGUCUGAUGCUUUUGAUUGGAGACCAAAUGUGAAUCUUACCUUGGCACUAUCUUUUUUCCCUCUAGUUUUUUGAGAUAUAAUUGACUUCUAGCACUGUGUAAGUUGAAGCUGUACAGCAUAUGAUUUGACUUACGUACAUUAUGAAAUAAUCACAAUUUUAGUGAACAGCCAUCAUCUCAUACAGAUACAAAAUUAAAUAGAAAUUCCCUUGCAAUGAGAACUCAGUAUUUACUCUCUUAACAACUUUCCUAUAUAACACAGAGCAGUGUUAAUUAUAUGUAUCCCUUUUCAUGAAGAUGGCGCCGAAGGCGAAGAAGGAAGCCCCUGCCCCUCCUAAAGCUGAAGCCAAAGCAAAGGCUUUGAAGGCCAAGAAAGCAGUGUUGAAAGGUGUCCACAGCCACAAGAAAAAGAAGAUCCAGACGUCAGCCACCUUCCGGCGGCCCAAAACACUGCGGCUCAGGAGGCAACCCAAAUAUCCUCGGAAGAGUGCCCCCAGGAGAAACAAAGUUGACCACUCUGCCGUCAUCAAAUUCCCCCUCAUCACCGAGUCAGCCAUGAAGCAAAUAGAAGACGACAACACACUGGUAUUCACUGUGGAUGUCAAGGCCAACAAGCACCAGAUUAAACAGGCUGUGGAGAAGCUCUAUGACAUUGACAUGGCUAAGGUCAGUACUCUAACCAGGCCUGAUGGAGAGAAGAAGGCAUAUGUUCGACUGGCUCCUGACUAUGAUGCUUUGGAUGUUGCCAACAAAAUUGGGAUCAUCUAAACUGAGUCCAGCUGGCUAAUUCCAAAUACAAAAGUUUUCACUAUGUAAAAA
Messenger RNA from Dama dama (fallow deer), 1421 nucleotides. RefSeq names its product large ribosomal subunit protein uL23-like. The transcript has a single exon. Gene Ontology annotation, cellular component: ribosome; cytosolic large ribosomal subunit. The record is from RefSeq and is a predicted model, not a curated record. NCBI's taxonomy places the organism in Eukaryota, Metazoa, Chordata, Mammalia, Artiodactyla, Cervidae. Gene Ontology annotation, molecular function: structural constituent of ribosome; rRNA binding. The coding region runs from base 894 to 1370 and encodes 158 amino acids. Gene Ontology annotation, biological process: ribosomal large subunit assembly; translation.